AUGGAGGGACGAGAGGUGGACCUUCUUUUUGGGCUAGAUAUGCUUAAAGCUCACCAAGCUUGCAUUGAUUUGGCGAAAAAUGCCCUUAUCAUACAAGGCAGAGAGGUGCAAUUCUUGCCUGAGCAUCAGCUACCAGCGAAAGCUCGAGACAAUCCGAUUCCGAUCGACGAACCAAGCAGUCCAUUAUCGAGGCGAACGACCUUUGGUAGUGGGGUAUCCGGCAAUCCGAGUCAACGGCAAGAUUCCAGUUUCCCUGGAACGGGUCAGGCGCUUGGGGCGACGCGGUCUGGUUCAUCGAACACACCACAACCGCGGCAUGAAACGCGCCCAUCAAGGUACCCCGAGUCGGACAUAAGUGCACUUGUUGGUCUAGGUGUUACUAGAGAACAGGCAAUUAGAGCUUUGGAUGCAGCUAAUGGUAAUGUGGAGAUUGCUGCCGGUUUGUUGUUUUAA
Molecule: messenger RNA, 453 nt
Organism: Cantharellus anzutake
Lineage: Eukaryota; Fungi; Basidiomycota; Agaricomycetes; Cantharellales; Hydnaceae
Exons: 2
Coding region: 1-453 (150 amino acids)
Biological process (GO): proteolysis
Molecular function (GO): protein binding; aspartic-type endopeptidase activity
Source: RefSeq, a predicted model, not a curated record